Molecule: messenger RNA, 2302 nt
Organism: Hippopotamus amphibius kiboko
Lineage: Eukaryota; Metazoa; Chordata; Mammalia; Artiodactyla; Hippopotamidae
Gene: EI24
Product: EI24 autophagy associated transmembrane protein
Exons: 12
Coding region: 425-1447 (340 amino acids)
Biological process (GO): macroautophagy
Cellular component (GO): endoplasmic reticulum
Source: RefSeq, a predicted model, not a curated record
CCGCCCGACUUCCCAGCGGCCCCGUGCGGCCCGGGCAUGCCCAGUGUGGGCGCAGCGGCCCCGGCCCUGGGAGCGCCCGGGUGGGAGCGGGCGGCUGGGCGCGGGGGGUCGCGGAGGAGCCGAGCGGGCCCGCGGUGGGCGACGGGCCAGGCUGGAGACGGAGCUGCGGCGGCUACGCUGCCGGUGGGCGCAUUGACAAAAGUUUCUUACCCUAGAAACUUCUCUACCUGAAGUGAGUACAUCCGUGUAGGAUUUGACUCCAGGAGCAGAUGGUGCAUACAGUGUUGUGCAAGUUGCCUUCCUACUGCUGUAUUCCCUGCUCUUCCUGUUCUGGGUGGCAGCAGUCCAGUUGGGUCCUUCAUGAUGAAAGAUUUGGGGACGCUUCCCUCUCCUUUGUGUAGUUGAUAGUUGGGGUGGUGAAGAGAUGGCUGACAGUGUCAAAACCUUUCUGCAGGACCUUGCCAGGGGAAUCAAAGACUCCAUCUGGGGAAUUUGUACCAUAUCAAAGCUAGAUGCUCGAAUUCAACAGAAGAGAGAGGAGCAGCGUCGAAGGAGAGCAAGCAGUGUCCUGGCUCAGAGGAGAGCCCAGAGUAUGGAGAGGAAGCAAGAGAGUGAACCACGUAUUGUUAGUAGAAUUUUUCAGUGCUGCGCUUGGAAUGGUGGAGUAUUCUGGUUCAGUCUACUCUUGUUUUAUCGAGUGUUUAUUCCUGUGCUUCAGUCAGUAACGGCCCAAAUUAUUGGUGAUCCGUCACUGCAUGGGGAUGUUUGGUCGUGGCUGGAAUUCUUCCUCACGUCUGUGUUCAGUGCUCUCUGGGUGCUCCCCCUGUUUGUGCUGAGCAAAGUCGUGAACGCAAUUUGGUUUCAGGAUAUAGCUGAUCUGGCAUUCGAGGUAUCAGGGAGGAAGCCUCACCCAUUCCCUAGUGUCAGCAAAAUCAUUGCUGACAUGCUCUUCAACCUUUUGCUGCAGGCGCUUUUCCUCCUCCAGGGGAUGUUUGUGAGUCUCUUUCCCAUCCAUCUUGUUGGUCAGCUGGUUAGUCUCCUGCAUAUGUCUCUUCUCUACUCACUAUACUGCUUCGAAUAUCGUUGGUUCAAUAAAGGAAUUGAAAUGCACCAGCGGUUGUCAAACAUAGAAAGGAAUUGGCCUUACUACUUUGGAUUUGGUUUGCCCUUGGCUUUCCUCACAGCAAUGCAGUCCUCCUACAUUGUCAGUGGCUGCCUCUUCUCCAUCCUCUUCCCUUUGUUCAUCAUCAGCGCCAAUGAAGCAAGGACCCCUGGCAAAGCGUACCUUUUCCAAUUGCGCCUCUUCUCCUUGGUGGUUUUCUUAAGCAACAGACUUUUCCACAAGACGGUCUACCUGCAGUCUGCCCUGAGUAGCUCCACUUCUGCAGAGAAGUUCCCCUCACCACACCCAUCUCCUGCCAAACUGAAGGCUGCUGCGGGCCACUGAGUCGCCUGCCACCCAGAGGGGAUGGGUGGGAUUGGAAGGAUGCCGUGGCAGCUCUUUUCCUUGUUCACCUCCCCCACCAGGGAAGGCAGGACCCACUCUGCCAAGGGCCCUGUGCACAUUCCCUUCUCUGAGGAAUUGGGAUUUUUGUCUCUGGUGCACGUAAGGCAGAAUCUUCCUGACACCAGUGUGGAUUUUAAACACUGGUGAGUCUGAAAGGACCACAGGUUUUUCUGCAGCUCUUUUCUAGCAUUUGCCAGCCCCCUGUGCCUGGACUGAUUUGAAUACUUUUUCUCCCUGUGCCAUUUGUCAUCCCACUUCCCUUCCUGCCUUCCACUACCCUUGGAUGAAUGGAUUUUUGUAACUCUAGUUGUUGUAUUUUGUGGACCUGUUAUUUUUGUUUUCCUGUGAAGCACAUAUAUUGGAUGUGGGAGGUAAAGGAGAAUCUGCUGCUCCUGGUCACUCCCUUUACAGCCAUCACUGUCUUGUUUCUUGUAACUCAGGUUAGAUUUGGUCUCUUGCUCCACUGCAAAAAAAAACAAGCCUGAAGAGAUGGGACAGGAGGAAAGACCUCAGAGCCAGAUCUGCUGGGUUUUGAGGAGUGAUUUUCUUUCUUCCCCUUGAAGGGGAAAAAGUUUUUUUCACUGGUACAUUUAAAGCUCCCCCAGUAUAGGGAGAUACCAGUUUUGGACAAGUGCCACUGCAACACAGAAUGCUCAGAGAACCUGAACUUUUAAACUCUGGAGGUCUGAACUUUACUGCUGGCCGCUGCUGGGUCUGUCUGGUAUUUCAAAGGAAUAUUGGGUGCUGCAAAUAGGAACUGAAGGGGUAAACUUAUUAAACCCAUUAUACCUGUGA